This is a messenger RNA of Penaeus monodon (black tiger shrimp), 857 nucleotides long. RefSeq lists its product as uncharacterized. The record is from RefSeq and is a predicted model, not a curated record. Gene Ontology annotation, cellular component: neuron projection membrane. Gene Ontology annotation, biological process: synapse organization. NCBI's taxonomy places the organism in Eukaryota, Metazoa, Arthropoda, Malacostraca, Decapoda, Penaeidae.
CUUCUUCUUCAGGUGUCAUGGAUCCGUCGCUGGGACUGGCAUAUCCUCACCACAGGGAUCUACACCUACACUAGUGACCUGAGGUUUAACGUCCUUCACACUGAAGGGUCGGAUGACUGGACGCUGCAGCUCAAAUACGUCGAGAAUAAGGACAACGGGACAUACGAGUGCCAGAUGUACACAGGGACAGGUGUGCUCUCCCAGUUCGUCAACCUGCACGUGAACACACCACGUGCAGUCGUGCUUGGGCCUCAGGAGCUGCAUGUACAAGAGGGAGACACGAUAACACUUGUUUGCGUCAUACAACAGAGCAAGCCCCCCUUCGUGUUCUGGUACCACGGCGAUCAAAUGGUGAACUACGAUGGCUCACGGAAUCGCCUCAACGUUAUAACGCAGGUUGAAGGCUCUCGGACAAACUCUCGACUCACUAUCACCGACGCCAGAUAUACGGACUCUGGGAACUACUCUUGUCUGCCGCCCAACGUCAAGCCCGCCUACGUUCUGGUCUUCGUCAGUCAGGCUGGAGACACGGUGGCCGCAGUACAGAGACGAGGCCAUACGUCCACAGCUCCCACGACGCUCCCCUCCGCCACUUCACCCACUUUCUUCCUACGAGAUGAUGGUUCCUCUCUCUCUUCCUGGUGUUUUACUGUAAAGAAAAAUAUGUAUAGAGAGAAAAAAAGAGAGGUCUAUGUAUCCAUCUAAUUACAAAAGAUAUAUAUAAUAUAUAUGUACAUUGUAACCCUCCUCAUUAUAACGUUUUAUGUAAUAUAAUAUAAUUACCGAGUUUUCAUUCAGAACAUGUUUCGUCCCCAAGAAGGGUUUAUGUAUUCUCCCGGUGGAUGUUAAAUUUGUCA